UUAGCUCACGUUAGGAAUGGACUGGUUUCUCGUGACAUGAAUCUAUCAGUAAAUGACGGUUAACUUUGAAACAGUGCUCGGGACUAAGUUACAAACGUAAGGUCACCGACGUCUGGACAUUUCACUUUUGGUUUUGUGCAUUUAUUCUUCUGUUAUUAACAGGGGAUUCACCAAAGCUACAAGCUAGCUGUGUCAAACUUUACAGGUAUGUCUCCUCUGUCAUCCUGUUGGACCAGACUCCAGCUGAGUACACUAAACUUUAGGGCACUUCUUCACAAGACUGUCUGUGUUUGUCCAAAGCCAGACUCCAGACACCACAGCUGUGGACAGCACAGGAGGAGGGUUGUUAUUACUGGUAUAGGGUUGGUAUGUCCUCUGGGCACAGGGACUGCAGUAGCCUGGGACCACCUGAUAAAAGGUCAGAGUGGGAUUGUUGCUCUCCCCUCAGAGGAGUACAAGACUGUUCCCUGUAAAGUGGCAGCACUGGUGCCCAGAGGAAAUGAACCAGGUCAGUUUAAGGAGGAGAGGUUUACCUCACGUGGGCAGAUCAACAGCAUGUCACCAGCCACUGUGAUGGCCCUCGGAGCUGCUCAGCUGGCUCUGGAGGACUCAGGGUGGUACCCUGAAACCACAGAGGAACAGCUCAAUACUGGGGUGGCUGUGGGCAUGGGCAUGGUUUCACUGGAUGAAAUCGCUCGCACCUCUGCUGCCUUCCAAGAAAAGGGCUACAGCAAAGUCAGCCCCUUCUUUGUGCCUCGCAUCCUGGUCAACAUGGCUGCAGGGCACAUAAGUAUCAAACAUAAACUGAAAGGUCCAAACCACGCAGUGUCCACAGCAUGCACCACAGGCGCACACGCCAUAGGUGAUGCCGCCAGGUUCAUUGCCCACGGAGAUGCAGUUGCUAUGGUGACAGGAGGAACUGAAUCCUGUGUGGGGCCUCUGGCAAUGGCCGGCUUUGCCAGGGCACGCGCCCUCGCCACCAAAUGGAAUGACAACCCCACGCAGGCGUCGAGACCAUUUCACCCAGAGAGAGAGGGCUUUGUGAUGGGCGAAGGAGCAGCGGUGCUCCUGCUGGAGGAGCUGGACCAUGCAGUGAAGAGAGGGGCCAGGAUCUAUGCAGAGGUCCUGGGUUAUGGACUCUCAGGGGAUGCCAGCCACAUAACUGCACCCACUGCAGAUGGAGACGGAGCAUUCAGAUGCAUGUCUACAGCCCUCAGAGAUGCUGGCGUCUCACCAGCAGAUGUGACAUACGUGAAUGCUCACGCUACAUCCACACCUUUAGGUGAUGCAGCUGAAAAUGCCGCCAUCAAGAGGCUCUUUCAGCAAAGCGUUGAAAACCUUGCCGUCUCCUCCACCAAGGGAGCCACGGGACACCUGCUUGGGGCCGCAGGGGCCCUCGAGGCAGCGUUUACCGCUUUGGCCUGCUACCACGGGGUCCUGCCCCCAACGCUCAACUUGGAUCGUACAGAGCCAGAGUUCGACCUGAAUUAUGUUCCCUGCACAGCGCAGCAAUGGCGGACUCAGGGCCGACGGGUCGCCCUCACAAACUCUUUUGGAUUUGGUGGCACUAACGCAUCACUGUGUCUCUCCAGCAUGUGAUGACACACUGAGACUAAUUCUUGACUUUAUAUUAUAUUUGAAAUCAUCAAUCUGUGUUCUUUUUUGUUUUGUAUGAUAAGAGUUUCACUAACUGAAUAUUUUUAGUAGAACUAUUCAGUACUACUGUGGGUGUGAAUGGUUGUCUGUCUCUAUGUGUCAGCUCUGUGAUAGCCAGUCGACCUGUCCGGGGUGUACCCCACCUCUCGCCCAAUGUCCCCCACGAUCCUCAACAGGACAAGUAGCUAUAGAAAAUGAAUAAAUUACACUGAAAGUACUAAAUCCUUGUAAUGAUUGACUGAUGGUUUUGUUUUAUUUUUUUUUUUUUUUAAUGAAAAUGGUCAAAUUUACGCUUGUGAGUGGAGGGAUAAAUCUGGGUCUGGAAAGUAACUAACCCACACUUGACUCUCUCUCAUGGCCACUGUUGAGGUGCCUCAGAGCAAGGACAGUCAUCUCAGUGGCAAACUGACCAGAAUUACAGAUUAAUCUAUCAGUCAUAUUCACAAUUAAAUGAUAAAUUGUUUGGGCCAUUAAAUAGUAAAACACAUUUUAUAUUAUAAAAUGGUUAGUAAAAAAAUGCAUGACUUCCUAAAGUUGAAGGUGACAUUUUCAAAUGUAUUUUUCUGCCCAACUAAUUUAAAUUGCAAUUAUUUGAAACAAAGAAAAGCAGAGAGGCAGAAAAUUUGUUUUUCAAAAUGGGAAAUAGUUGAUUUAUUUUCUGGUGAUCAACUAAUCGUUAAUCGUGUGAUUGCUUUCACUAAAGUGAAUGAAAAAGUCAUUCCUUAUCUCACAUUACUAAGUUUGGUAACUGUCUUACUCUACAUACUGAUUAAACUCCGACUUACAGCUUUUGGCCAUGAUGUUAUCAAGACGUAAAGCGACAUUUCAAAAAUAAAUAUUUAGCUACCGCACCAGUACCAUCUGCAAACAACAAUUAUUUAAUACCCGGUUUUCUAUAACACACAAUAAUAUCACCUAAUAUGGAUGAAUUUCACAGAUUUCUUAAUACAAAAGUAGUUUAAAGAUUGUGAUGAGACGGAUCUAACUGCACUAAUUAUACUUUUUAGAGUUAGUUUUAGUUUAAUCCAGGAGUUCUGAUAAAUCUGAAAGGUCAUCACAUAAUCAGUGGGAGUGGACUUAGUCUUCCAUACAAGGUGCCACCUGCUGUAACCAUUCACACGCACUCAGACCAAUUUGAGCAAUUUGGGGUUUAGGAUCUCAUCCAAGGAUACCACACGCAGACUGGAGGACCCAGGGAUCCAACAGCCGAUCUUUCAAUUAGUAGAUGACCUGCUUUAUGUCCUGAGCAGCAGCCACCACUUAAAACAGUGUUCCAUAAUUUGAACAUUAAUCUGUAGUGACAGAGCCCAGAUGGCAUAACAUAUGUUUCAUCUACCAUCACAUACCUUCUGAAGUCUAUGAGUCAUUGCACUUACCAGACUUCUGUAAUUUAAUUUUAUAGAUAUUGUGAGCCCGUCUCUUUCUGUGAGCAUGCCCAGGUUGGUCUGAGCAUCUCUGUGCAGCUUCCUGUACAGUACAGUCAUAAUAACUGACACAAAGAUCGAUUUCAUUGCUGCUAAGCUGCUAUAAUCAGGACUGUGUCCAUGGCAAAUGUCUGUUAUUCGUGGCAGUUUUUCCCUAAUCUUUGCUUUGUUGUGAAAUAUUGGAUAAGUUUACUCCUUAUACUUUAGUUAAAUGAAAACAUCUGACAAGUUCCCUGUUUUUAUAAGGGGUCACAAGUCAAACAGGUUGAAAAUCACUGGUUUAAUAUCCUAAACAGUGGAUUGUGCUCUAUAAAAUAAAAAGUAAAUAAGAUGGUGUAAAAGUACAAAGCCUCCCUUUGAAGUACAGUGAAGUAGAAGUAUAAAAUUUCACACAAAAAUACCUCAAAAUUGUACUUAGGUACUGCGCUUUAGUAUAUUUACUUCCCACCACUACUUACAUGUCAGAUCCAGGCCUUAUACCUGUGUUAAAGUGCUUUGUGCAGUGUGUUUGAAAUGAGCAUUCCACCAUGGGACCUGGAGUAAUGUCUGAGCCCAGCCAUCACUCUGGAGCAGACUCUCUGUGCUCCAGCAGGUGGCGUUGGCUGACAGCAGUUUGCUUUGAUGUACAUGUCUAGUGCAGCUUACAUUUUUAGCAAGGGCGUAGAUUGUGUUUCUACACUGGUGGGGACAAAUAUGAAAUGGGGGAUCCACUGCUCCUCCUCCAGAAAAUUUCCAUCUCACUUUCUGCAUUCUGGUGAUUUUUAUGCACCAAUUUAUGAUGGAAAUGUCACAAAAUUCAUGCAUCUUAUGACAAUUCAAAAUAUAAAAAAAACAAUAGAAUAUAACGCAGUAUAGGGCUUUCAUUUUGUAUUGCUUUCAAAUACUGAUUCUCAUGUAGAUCAGCUUUUCUUAUGUCAUGGUAUCCCUGCUGAGUCAACACACAGGCAUGAUUUACCCCUCUAUCUUUUCAUGUUUGAGGAAUCACCCUCUUUAAAUGUGCAUGUGGCACCUGUUCACAUCAAUGACACAUAAAGUCAUUUUAAUUAGUUUAAAGCCCCUGGACUUCAAUAGCUCAUAUGUAUUGUCAUGUUCACUGAGAGAAAAUGGAAAAGCUAGACAUUACGAAACUGUGUGAAGAAUUUGUUAAGAUUACUUAUCAGUGAAUGCACUUCUUUGGGGUCUGUUUUAGAAACACUCUAGGAAACAUUAAGAUUACAUUAAUUUUUUUAGGACAAUGCACAUUUGUCUCUUCUAUAUCUGUUUUUAUUGAAUUGUAUGUCUUCUUAUAGUGCAA
Molecule: messenger RNA, 4374 nt
Organism: Epinephelus fuscoguttatus (brown-marbled grouper)
Lineage: Eukaryota; Metazoa; Chordata; Actinopteri; Perciformes; Serranidae
Gene: oxsm
Product: 3-oxoacyl-ACP synthase, mitochondrial
Exons: 2
Coding region: 208-1599 (463 amino acids)
Biological process (GO): fatty acid biosynthetic process
Molecular function (GO): 3-oxoacyl-[acyl-carrier-protein] synthase activity
Source: RefSeq, a predicted model, not a curated record